Messenger RNA from Suillus clintonianus, 1161 nucleotides. RefSeq lists its product as uncharacterized. The coding region runs from base 41 to 1048 and encodes 335 amino acids. The transcript is spliced from 3 exons. NCBI's taxonomy places the organism in Eukaryota, Fungi, Basidiomycota, Agaricomycetes, Boletales, Suillaceae. The record is from RefSeq and is a predicted model, not a curated record.
UAAUCUCUUCCAGACCUACUACGACCAGUUGGUGCACUGAAUGGGCCCUGCUACUGGUCCUCGAUCUUGUGCUGGAGGGACUGACAGUGAUCCGUGCCAAUGCAUGAAGCGCGCUUCCAGACGGUCAGGGAAAGAAGAUCGUGCGGUCCACACUCCAACAAGUUCGGAUCUAGCAGGCCUUUUUGCAUUGAGCGAUAGAUCGGAGAACCCGCCUUCUCGUAACAGGAAGUCGUCAUCUUCAUCGAUUGAUGACACACUCCAUGCCCUCCGAACCUUUCGUCAACUUUUCGGCGUAUCCGAGAUGGUCACAGCAUCUCCAACCAAGUCGUCUUCAAGGAGGUCAUCUGCUCGCAAACUGCAACGUUCACUGGCAGCGUCUUCUAGAGUGGAGGAAGCUGCAGAAACAUCCAUAUUGCAGGCAUUACUUUUUGGAUUCUCCAUUCCCUCCGAUUCCAACAAUGUUGCAAAUAGAGAGCCUGACUUACAGGCAAAGGUCAACGAUGCACCCAAAAAGUAUCCUUUGCCAUUGGAAGAUAUUUCUAUGAAAGUUUGCUGCAACGAACGCCAUGUCACGACAUGGGAUGAGCCCGACCACUCGUUCUUCCUCUUCCCAGCGCAGCUCCUAAUUGCAUGUACCCCCAUACGUGAUUUCGACCCCCUGCUUGUUCCGGACGUCACUCUUGUCCAUCUCGUCUGCAGUACAGUGGCAAUAAGUGGCCCCUACAAGUCCCACAGUCAAAUCUCGUUCAAGACGUUUUACGAUGGCGCCACGAUACGCUACGUGAAGGAUACACCUACACCCGAUGUGUCUCGAGGGAUUCAUAUUGGGGAGGUCCCGUGGUGUUCUACCAAGGACGGAGAUGAUAAUGUCGGGUGGUGCAUGCGCUUCUGGAUUCCAAUCCCGUUCGCACUCUUUCAGCGAGCGGAGACGAGGACUUUCAAGAUCGAUGUCAGGGUACGUGUCAAUGGAGAGGAUGGUAAAGAAGGGUUUUUAAAUGCUUCGAGUGAUUUCACGUUGUCGAGGUUGCUGAGAGGUUUGGUGAUGUAGAUAUAGGCCCCCUCGUCCCUUCCGGCGGGCCUUCUCAAACCGUACUCUAUGGCAUGAAGUAUGCAGCAUUACUAAAAUCUCCCCGUCAAAUGUACAGGUAAACAGCUAGUCCC